This is a messenger RNA of Xyrauchen texanus (razorback sucker), 168 nucleotides long. The record is from the annotation of a RefSeq genome assembly. Lineage: Eukaryota; Metazoa; Chordata; Actinopteri; Cypriniformes; Catostomidae.
AUGCCACAACUUAACCCCACCCCCUGAUUUGCAAUUUUAGUAUUCUCAUGAGUAAUCUUCCUCACGAUUAUCCCCACCAAAGUACUAAACCAUAUUUCACCAAAUGAACCAACCCCGGUAAGCGCCGAAAAACACAAGACUGAAUCCUGAGACUGACCAUGGCAAUAA